GCCUGUUGCCACGUUAGCUCCCUGUUCCUUCCUCGUAGUUGCUUGCUAGACAUAGCAGUCAUGGCCAUGCGUCUGGCACUCUCGAGGAGCCGUGGGCUGCUGGCCCCGGGCGCUCGCUACAUGCGCACGUCGGCAGCCAACGCCUCCGCUGAGGGGAGCUCGGUGGCCGCCAUGGUCAAGGCCGUGAACGAGAGCAGCGGCUCUAGCCUUCUGACCAGCCUGAAGGAGGCCAAGGCUAAGCUGCAGCCUUACUACCCGGAGCCCGCAGCGUCUGCUACCUGGUCGCUGCAGGCGCGUCUGGCUAUUCUGGGUGUUAUUUCCUGGACUCUGUACCGUCUGGAUACCCAGGCCCGCGCGCACGAGUGGAUUGUGGACCUUUCGCUGGACGUUCUCCAGGCGGCAUGGUAUGUCUCCUUCCUCAGCCUCAUCCCCUUCCGCUCCGUCUUUGUGGCCUUCCGCAGCAUGGCGCCCCACACUUCUGCCCCAAUUACUGGCCUGCGCACGGCCAUUACCCUGAAGCCAUAAGCGCGAUUAGCGCUUCCGACCUUUUGCUGGCAUGAGGCCACAUUGUGGCUAAGCCGCUUAGGAAAAUAGCGUGGACAAAGGGUAAAAUGGUUUAUGUCGUGGAUGAAGGGGACGGACAACUUGGGCGGUGUGCCUGCAUCGCGGUUGUGCUAAUUUAGGGCGCCGGGUCGAAGGCUGUCCGAGUGGGCUGGGGUUGGUCAACAGCGUGCACUUCAAUGGGUGACGUGUCAACCUAUGUGGUAGGUACGCACAAGGGGGCACUUCAAUGGGGUGUGAUGGCGGGUUUCGGGAACCAUUGGUGUUGCCUAGGCGCGUAGCGGAACGCAAGCUGCGAUAUUUGGGUCCGGACAGCAUGCGUCUGGCAAGUUCGCAUGCUUAAUGCGGCGGGGGUGUUCGUAUUUUCCGGACAAGCCAGGUGCAUUAGCUGCGGCUCAUACUUCAGAGCAGCAGCCAUGCGUGUUGAAUGGACCUGGCGGGAAAUCGAUCAUGUAACGCGCCUAUGUUCA
Messenger RNA from Astrephomene gubernaculifera, 1031 nucleotides. NCBI's taxonomy places the organism in Eukaryota, Viridiplantae, Chlorophyta, Chlorophyceae, Chlamydomonadales, Astrephomenaceae. The record is from the annotation of a GenBank genome assembly.